AUUUCUUUCUGCCUAUUCGAUUGGAAUGUACUUUGCAGGGCAUGUUGGUGAUCGGAUUGAUUUGAGUUUGUUUCUUGUGUUUGGGAUGAUGUCUGGUGGCAUAUUAACUAUAUUCUUUGUUUGAUGUUGGUUUGAUGUUCAUUUGUUGGGGUACUUUAUGGCUGUUCAAGUUCUUGGGUUGGUUAGUCAAUUGGGUGGCCUUGUGUGGUAGCAGUGGUGGGAAACUGGUUUGAGAAAGAAAAGAGGGGGUUGAUCAUGGGGAUCUGGAGUUCACAUACCUCAGUUGGAAACAUUAUUGAUUCAGUUGUGGCGUCUGGGGUUUUGGAAUUUGGAUGGGGCUGGUCCUUUGUGGUGCCUCGGUUUUGGUCAUUUUGGUCGGCAUUUUAGUGUUUUUGUUUCUCCCCGUGAAUCCAGAAGACUUGGGAUUUGAGUCUCGGGUAAAGGAGAUUCAGAUAAAUACGGAAGUUAAUGGGAUAGAGAAUUUGGAGGGAAAAGUGGAAUCAGAGGAAGCAGGUCUUCUUGGAACAGAGAAUGUAGAUGUCGAUACAAGCGCAGAUACUUUGGCUGCAGUUGGCUUUUGGGAGGCAUGGAGGUUACCGGGCGUGGCACCAUUUGCUCUCUGCCUGUUCUUUUCAAAGCUGGUGUCUUACACUUUCUUGUACUGGUUGCCCUUUUACGUAAGGCACACAGCCGCAUUUGAUAUUGGAGGAGUCUUUGGUGGAAUUUUAGCAGGAUUGAUAUCUGAUACGAUCGAAGCUCGAGCUGUAACGUCAAUUACAUUUUUGUUGCUUUCAAUUCCAGCCCUUGUUUUCUACCGGGUUUAUGGAAGCCUAUCUAUGGUUGCCAAUAUUCUUUUGAUGUUUCUUUCUGGAUUGCUGGUGAACGGCCCAUAUUCACUUAUUACAACAGCCGUUGCUGCAGAUCUUGGUACCCAGACAGUGAUCAGAGGAAAUUCCCGUGCAUUAGCUACUGUGACUGCAAUUAUAGAUGGUACAGGGUUCUGUUGGGGCGGCCCUUGGGCCACUUUUAGCGGGGUAUACUUCCACGACAGGGUGGAAUAAUGUAUUUCUUAUGCAAAUUCUUGCUAUUUUCUGGGCAACU
This is a messenger RNA of Prunus dulcis (almond), 1101 nucleotides long. Its product is annotated as putative glycerol-3-phosphate transporter 5. Bases 333 to 1061 code for a protein of 242 amino acids. NCBI's taxonomy places the organism in Eukaryota, Viridiplantae, Streptophyta, Magnoliopsida, Rosales, Rosaceae. The transcript is spliced from 2 exons. The record is from RefSeq and is a predicted model, not a curated record. Gene Ontology annotation, biological process: phosphate ion homeostasis.